Messenger RNA from Gastrolobium bilobum, 1437 nucleotides. Its product is annotated as probable trehalose-phosphate phosphatase J. Gene Ontology annotation, molecular function: trehalose-phosphatase activity. The coding region runs from base 124 to 1221 and encodes 365 amino acids. The record is from RefSeq and is a predicted model, not a curated record. Gene Ontology annotation, biological process: trehalose biosynthetic process. Lineage: Eukaryota; Viridiplantae; Streptophyta; Magnoliopsida; Fabales; Fabaceae. The transcript has 12 exons.
CAUUCCUUCUCUUCCUUUGUAUGCAUCUGCUAACAAAGCUGUCACCUUUUUCUUCAUUUUUCUUUGCUCUGCUAUAAAUAGCACACACAGUUGGAGUUAGUUAUUACUUCCUUUGAAGUUGAGAUGACGCAGCAGAAUGUGGUAGUGUCUGACACCAAAUCUGGGGUUGCCGUGUCUGUUUUCCCACCAACAGCACAAAAGCCACCAGCAGCACAAGGUGGGUACAUUUCCAUUUCAAGGAGGAGGAUUUUCAAGAACCUUGAAAUCAAUGGAGGACAAAGAAUUAACGCAUGGGUUGAGUCCAUGAGAGCCUCUUCUCCAACCCAUCUUAAAUCAACACCUUCUUUAGCUGAAGAGCAAAGCUCUUGGAUUCUUCACCACCCGUCAGCAUUAGACAUGUUUGACCAAAUUGUGGAUGCAUCAAAGGGAAAGCAAAUUGUCAUGUUUCUGGACUAUGAUGGAACGCUGUCCCCUAUAGUUGAAGACCCUGACCGUGCUUUCAUGUCUGAUUCGAUGAGAAAAACAGUGAGGAAACUUGCAAGGUGUUUUCCUACUGCUAUUGUGACUGGCAGAUGCAAAGACAAGGUAUACAAUUUUGUUCGGUUGGCAGAGCUAUAUUAUGCUGGAAGCCAUGGCAUGGAUAUUAAAGGGCCAACAAGAAGCUCCAAAAACAAAUAUAGUAAAGCUGAGGCAGUUCUUUUUCAACCAGCCAGUGAAUUUCUUCCCAUGAUAGAUGAGGUGUACCAACAAUUGGUUGAUAAGACAAAAUCAACCCCUGGAGCCAAGGUUGAGAACAACAAGUUCUGUGUCUCUGUUCAUUUUCGUUGUGUUGAUGAAAAGAAAUGGAGUGAACUGGCACGCCAAGUGAAAUCAGUGUUAAAAGACUACCCAAAGCUUCGUCUUACCCAAGGAAGAAAGGUGUUAGAGAUCCGUCCUACAAUUAAAUGGGACAAAGGGAAAGCCCUCGAAUUUUUAUUAGAGUCACUCGGAUUUGCCAACUGUAGUGAUGUCUUUCCUGUUUAUAUUGGUGAUGAUCGAUCCGAUGAAGAUGCGUUCAAGAAAUUAAGAGACAGGGGACAAGGUUUUGGCAUUCUUGUGUCGAAAUUUCCAAAAGACACAAGUGCAUCUUACUCUUUACAAGAACCCAAUGAGGUUAUGGACUUUCUUCAACGCUUGGUGGAGUGGAAACGUGUAUCCCUGCGAGCACGUUCCAGGGUGUAAAUGAAUAGAGAUAAAAUGACAAGUACAACCCUACCGUGCCACAAAAAUGAAGUUCAGCUUUGGUAGAAUAUAGGACAUUUUGUAUUCUUUCUUCAGGUCAGAAGAAAGAACAAAUAUGUAUGGAAAUAGAAAGACAAAAGUGUCUUUCUUAGUUUGAAGGACGUCUACAUUCAUGUAAUUAGCCAAGUAGUACGUAGUACAAGGGAAAAGUUUAUG